Molecule: messenger RNA, 2217 nt
Organism: Gorilla gorilla gorilla (western lowland gorilla)
Lineage: Eukaryota; Metazoa; Chordata; Mammalia; Primates; Hominidae
Gene: FSHR
Product: follicle stimulating hormone receptor
Exons: 10
Coding region: 111-2198 (695 amino acids)
Biological process (GO): male gonad development; activation of adenylate cyclase activity; adenylate cyclase-activating G protein-coupled receptor signaling pathway
Cellular component (GO): plasma membrane
Molecular function (GO): G protein-coupled peptide receptor activity; protein binding; follicle-stimulating hormone receptor activity
Source: RefSeq, a predicted model, not a curated record
AGUUCUCAAGUCAGAUCUCUUCUCAUAAGGGCACUGUGUGGAGCUUCUGAGAUCUGUGGAGGUUUUCCUCUGCAAAUGCAGGAAGAAAUCAGGUGGAUGGAUGCAUAAUUAUGGCCCUGCUCCUGGUCUCUUUGCUGGCAUUCCUGAGCUUGGGCUCAGGAUGUCAUCAUCGGAUCUGUCACUGUUCUAACAGGGUUUUUCUCUGCCAAGAGAGCAAGGUGACAGAGAUUCCUUCUGACCUCCCGAGGAAUGCUGUUGAACUGAGGUUUGUCCUCACCAAGCUUCGAGUCAUCCAAAAAGGUGCAUUUUCAGGAUUUGGUGACCUGGAGAAAAUAGAGAUCUCUCAGAAUGAUGUCUUGGAGGUGAUAGAGGCAGAUGUGUUCUCCAACCUUCCCAAAUUACAUGAAAUUAGAAUUGAAAAGGCCAACAACCUGCUCUACAUCAACCCUGAGGCCUUCCAGAACCUUCCCAACCUUCAAUAUCUGUUAAUAUCCAACACAGGUAUUAAGCACCUUCCAGAUGUUCACAAGAUUCAUUCUCUCCAAAAAGUUUUACUUGACAUUCAAGAUAACAUAAACAUCCACACAAUUGAAAGAAAUUCUUUCGUGGGGCUGAGCUUUGAAAGUGUGAUUCUAUGGCUGAAUAAGAAUGGGAUUCAAGAAAUACACAACUGUGCAUUCAAUGGAACCCAACUAGAUGAGCUGAAUCUAAGCGAUAAUAAUAAUUUAGAAGAAUUGCCUAAUGAUGUUUUCCAUGGAGCCUCUGGACCAGUCAUUCUAGAUAUUUCAAGAACAAGGAUCCAUUCCCUGCCUAGCUAUGGCUUAGAAAAUCUUAAGAAGCUGAGGGCCAGGUCGACUUACAACUUAAAAAAGCUGCCUACUCUGGAAAAGCUUGUUGCCCUCAUGGAAGCCAGCCUCACCUAUCCCAGCCAUUGCUGUGCCUUUGCAAACUGGAGACGGCAAAUCUCUGAGCUUCAUCCAAUUUGCAACAAAUCUAUUUUAAGGCAAGAAGUUGAUUAUAUGACUCAGGCUAGGGGUCAGAGAGCCUCUCUGGCAGAAGACAAUGAGUCCAGCUACAGCAGAGGAUUUGACAUGACGUACACUGAGUUUGACUAUGACUUAUGCAAUGAAGUGGUUGAUGUGACCUGCUCCCCUAAGCCAGAUGCAUUCAACCCAUGUGAAGAUAUCAUGGGGUACAACAUCCUCAGAGUCCUGAUAUGGUUUAUCAGCAUCCUGGCCAUCACAGGGAACAUCAUAGUGCUAGUGAUCCUAACUACCAGCCAAUAUAAACUCACGGUCCCCAGAUUCCUUAUGUGCAACCUGGCCUUUGCUGAUCUCUGCAUUGGAAUCUACCUGCUGCUCAUUGCAUCAGUUGAUAUCCACACCAAGAGCCAAUAUCACAACUAUGCCAUUGACUGGCAAACUGGGGCAGGCUGUGAUGCUGCUGGCUUUUUCACUGUCUUUGCCAGUGAGCUGUCAGUCUACACUCUGACAGCUAUCACCUUGGAAAGAUGGCAUACCAUCACCCAUGCCAUGCAGCUGGACUGCAAGGUGCAGCUCCGCCAUGCUGCCAGUGUCAUGGUGAUGGGCUGGAUUUUUGCUUUUGCAGCUGCCCUCUUUCCCAUCUUUGGCAUCAGCAGCUACAUGAAGGUGAGCAUCUGCCUGCCCAUGGAUAUUGACAGCCCUUUGUCACAGCUGUAUGUCAUGUCCCUCCUUGUGCUCAAUGUCCUGGCCUUUGUGGUCAUCUGUGGCUGCUAUAUCCACAUCUACCUCACAGUGCGGAACCCCAACAUCGUGUCCUCCUCUAGUGACACCAGGAUCGCCAAGCGCAUGGCCAUGCUCAUCUUCACUGACUUCCUCUGCAUGGCACCCAUUUCUUUCUUUGCCAUUUCUGCCUCCCUCAAGGUGCCCCUCAUCACUGUGUCCAAAGCAAAGAUUCUGCUAGUUCUGUUUUACCCCAUCAACUCCUGUGCCAACCCCUUCCUCUAUGCCAUCUUUACCAAAAACUUUCGCAGAGAUUUCUUCAUUCUGCUGAGCAAGUGUGGCUGCUAUGAAAUGCAAGCCCAAAUUUAUAGGACAGAAACUUCAUCCACUGCCCACAACACCCAUCCAAGGAAUGGCCACUGCUCUUCAGCUCCCAGAGUCACCAAUGGUUCCACUUACAUACUUGUCCCUCUAAGUCAUUUAGCCCAAAAGUAAAACACAAUGUGAAAAUGUA